CUACACGCACACCGCCACAUAAAAAAAGCCGUGAAAGAUCCGAAGUAAUCAUUAAAAAUGGCCGUAAUCAGAUUAGAUUAAGGGAGUUGCCGUACUAGAUGCUAAUAGUGACUAUGUUAACAUAAAAUGAUUUUUGUUUUAAAAACGCUGGAAUAGUUGGCAAGGAUUUAGAAGCCCUGGCCGUUUAACGUCAGGCGCGAACGCCGUUACGUCGGAAGAGCCGGUGGCACAGCAGCAACUUUACCCCCGCUGGAAGAAGCUCUAUUAUCAAGCGCCUCCAUAUCGGAAAGAAAGGAUGGGAAGAACAACUCAGAGAAGCUUGAAGCCAAGUUCGCCUUGAGUGCUGUUGCCGGUGUCAAAAGGUUGGCGUGCUUAGCUAAGCGUGUGACCCAGCACACAUUCGUGGAACAGUGUACACGGCCGCCGCCGUCGCCGAGACAUCAUAUCCGUAUUAAAAGCGAAAAUAAUCCCGAGUGUCGAAAUUAGCGCACGUAUCAUCAUUCGGUGGCUCCCUUAAGAUCCAGCCAGCGCAAGGAUUUUUUUCUGCUCUCCUCCUUCGUUAUAAAGUCGCCAUUUUGCUUCACUGCCUGAAUAAACCAUCCGGUGGUAUUCCAAUAUUUUUACUCAAGGAGUGGAGGAUUUACGCCUCUUUUCUGGCUAUUUUUGGAGUGUUUAUAUGCAAGCUUGGAGCGGUGCCUCGUGGUAUAUACAUAUUAAUGCAGCAAAGGAAGGGGCCACGGCCACACUUAAGUCUCCUGGAUUGUUUGCGAUUUUUUUCCCCCCCCCGAACCUACACGCAAUUUUCCGUUUUCUCUUCUUCAACCCCUUUGCCCUCGUUGACGUUGGGAGACGUGAAGGAGGUGCAGGACGACGGUGUGUGUGUGUCUCGCCACCAUCACAAACGCUGUGACCGUCGCUUGACACACAGCAGGUGGGGAUUGCAAUGUAACAAAACAUCGACAGAUAAACGCCAUAUACAGUGCCUGUCUCCGGAUCCCCACUUCGUUACGGGGGCUGACCUGGGUCAGCUGUGGCUGAGCGGCCAACACUCCAGGCAUGGAAAACCCCAGUGGCACGAGGCUCGCAAAGCUGUCAGCAUCAGGCCUUCCAAGGAUCCGGACAUCCAAACAUGGAAAUCCGCAGGAGCCCGUCAGAACUGUGCCAUGCCCUGAAAACAACAUCAAACUCACACACACGGUGUGUGACGAUGCAGGAGAGGGGAAGAGGAAAGGUUGUCCUAAAGCAGAAGAGCAGGAACUGCGAACCAUCCCUGCCCACGUGAUGGUACAGUGGAAGGAAGAGUUUAAACGUCGCUCCAGAGUUAAAUGUCCAUGGUCAAGCUGCCAGUUAGAGUUUCCAAGCAUCUAUGGUGUAAAGUACCACUAUCAACGCUGCCAAGGGACCGCAGUAGCUGAGAAGCGGAGUCAUGGCUGUCCUUAUUGUGAGGCAGUGUUUAUAACAAAGGUGCGCCUACAGAAACACAUGCUGUGGAACCACCCAGACAGGGUUAGUUUAGAAACAAAGGAUGAGCAGCCUAAGUUUCAGAAGACCCCUGUCAAGUCCAGCACCGUAAAAAGGGCCCUGGAGAACAACCCUCCAUCACCAGUGUUCUUCAAAGUGAAAAAGACACUGGAGGUGUCCAGCCCUUCUCGAAAUGGAGAGCUGACCCACCAGAGGAGUGAAAGGAAACAGCAUAGUCAGCCGUCACUGCAGAGUCACCAGUCCCCGUCAGCCCAGCCUCAAAUUAAGCAGUCUCAGUCCCAAACCACAUCCUCUGAUGCAGGGGGUAGUGAAAGCGAAUGUGGCAGCCUGCCGCCAUCUUAUCCCGAUGAAGACCCGGAACGAAUGAAACAUAGACGGAAGCAGAAAACACCUAAGAAGUUCACUGGAGAGCAGCCUUCGAUCUCUGGAACAUUCGGAUUGAAAGGUAUGACUAAAGUGGAGGAGAAGCUCAAGGCAAGUCGCAUGAAGAGACGGGAUGGGAAGGGAUUUACUGAGGAGCCUCACAGACGACCAACUUCAAAUCAGUCCUCCACAAAACACACAGCCACCACCAGUUCAGGUACUGUUCCUGACCUUCAAUGGCAGAAAGCAAUUUCAGAGCGAGGUGAAGUUGUGUGCCCCACCUGCUCAAUUGUCACCAGGAAAACUAUCCACGGCCUGAAGAAACACAUGGAGAUUUGCCAUAAGCUCCAAGAAGCCCUGAAGUGCCAACUGUGCCACAAACAAUUCAGGUCCAAGGCAGGCCUUAACUACCACAACAUGGCAGAGCACAACUCCAAGUCCUCAUGGAGUGAGGCCCAGAUUAACAACGAGCAAGAACGAUUACGCCGAAUACUCAAACAGAUGGGUAGACUCAAAUGUCCCAAUGAGGGCUGUUCAGCUCACUUCACAAGUCUAAUGGGCUACCAGUACCACCAGAAGCAUUGUGGACGUGACUUCUGUGAUGUUGAGAAACCCAUGUUUUUGUGCCAGCACUGUGGAAAAGCAUAUCGCUCCAAGACUGGCAGGGACUACCAUGUACGCACUGACCAUUCCCCAGCCAUCACUUCUACACUGACAGCUUCCACCAACUUCAAACUCAAUAGUACUGAUACCAACAACAACACUGGCAAAGAGAGGGUCACCUGUGACAAGUUUACCGGAACGAAGAGAGAGCAGAGCCAACCUGUUUGGCAUGUAAAAACACAGUUAGGUCAGGAGAAGGACAAGGUUAAAGACAGGGACAGUCAAGUGAAGAACAGAGUCAAAGAAAAGGCAACACAGAAUGAAAGCCUCCAAGAGGAUUUCGAACGGACACCUAGUGGCAGAGUGAGGCGCCGGUCAGCUCAAGUGGCAGUGUUCCACCUACAGGAGAUAGCAGAGGAUGAGCUUGCUAAAGACUGGGGCACCAAGCGCCGCAUCAAGGACGACCUUGUGCCUGACAGCAAGAGGUUGAACUACACUCGUCCAGGCCUUCCCAACUUUAGCAGGGAGCUUCUCGAGACCUGGAAGAUUCAAGUCAAGGAAAAUGGCUUCAUCUGCUGCACCAAUGAUAGCUGUGAGGCUGUCUAUUCCAGUGUGUCUGGACUAAAAGCCCACCUUGCCAAUUGUAGCCAGGGAGGUGGAGAACUCGCAAAAUACACUUGUCUAAUCUGUCAGAAGGAGUUUAAUUCAGAAAGUGGUGUCAAGUACCACAUAAGCAAGACACACUCACAGAAUUGGUUCCGUGCAUCCGGUGGUGAAGGGAUUUCCAGCAGCAAGAAUAAAGCACUGGAUGACGACAGCGUUAGAGAAGAGGUGAGGAAUGGUGCCACCACUGGUAAAAAGAGGGGUCGCAAGCCCAAAGAGCACCCCCCAGUGGUUGUUUCUCCCCAAACAGAAACUGAAGAACCGAACACUAAUCACAACUCAGAUGGUGAGACAACCUUGUUCUCUGACUCAACUCAGUCCCCUUCACAAAGCCCUAACUUUACAGACGUUACUAAUCCUGACCUGAUCCAACAGCCCAAUGGCGCUACUGUGCGACAAAGCAAACAGAAGAAGCUAUCAGUGUCUGAGUAGCUCUUUUUUUGUCAACGUAGAAACUACUGAGGAUGCCUCCUCAAUAUGUGGUUGAACUUCACAAGAAACCUAAGCACUGAGAAAACAAAAAUGUGGCUACAGUUUUAAAAAGUACCCAUGGUAGUGGUACUGUUUCCAUUCCACUCCAAUUUCAGUUCCCAUCCUCAGUAGGAUUUUGAGAAAAGGAAAUCAAAAACUUCCGCAGUGUUAACUUCCACAGUAAUAUUUUCUCAACAGGCGGGCUCUUGUGUCCUUUCAGUGGACGGUCACUCACUCCAGAAGACUCACGUACAAAACAAAACACAUUCUCUAAGCAUGGUAAAGUCAUGUCAUGAUGCUAGUGUGUUCACAUUUCUUUCACAGGUAUACUCUGUACAUAAACACAUUUCUCUAUAUAGCUAUAGUAUAUACUCAAAUGGAUGAUGCAGUCACAUUUCAACAUCCAACCCAUCAUUGAUCAUGUGUUCAGAAUGUUUUGUGUUCAAUGUUGUCAUUUUUUCUUACUGCGUUUCAAUGAAGCAAAACAUCUUCAUUAGUUUUGUCUGUGUACCACCUGACGGGUAUACAGUAUCUGCUUUGAAACCCAUAAUUAAGUGGUGAGAGGAUGUGAUAAGAGGAUUUAUGCUGCAGACAUUUGUGAAGAGAAAAUCAAAUAGGGAUUGUAGGUUUUCUGUACACUGUGUCAUCGGGCAUAUUUUAACUGAUUUGAUCAGAAAAUUAAGCUUGAAAUAUUGUCACUAACAUUAGAUUGGCAAAUCCAGCUGUUUGAAGGAAGGAAAAAUUAUUGUGAAGAUCGUUGCACUGUUGCAGCACAAUCAAAAAGGGUAAAAACCUUUUUUUUAACAAAAAAAGUAUUUUGUCUAUUACUUUAUCUUGAAUCAAAGAGAUGAGAAUAGAAUGAAAAUACUAUAUUUUAUAAAGGUUUUGGAGAGUGAUGUUAUAUCAUUGCAAAUCAUACUUCACAUAUAAUAAUAUAUAUGAACUUACACCUGGAUGCUCAAAGAUAUUGCAUUGCACUUUAACCCUUGUAGUUCCCCUCUUGUGAUUUUGCACUCCAAGAUACUUGGUUAACUACAAACCCCAAUUAUAAUGAAGUUGGGAUGUUCUGUAAAACAGAGACAGUGAUUUGCAAAUCCUUUUCUUCCUAUAUUCAAUUGAAUACAUUAGAAAUGAAAGAUAUUUAGCGUUCAAGGUACUGAACAUGGUUGGGGUUAUUACUAUUUCUUUUAUUUUAUUGAUAUUUUUUUGUUUUGAAUUUGAUGCCUGCAAAACGUUCCAAAACACCUGAGACAGGGGUAACAAAAUACUGGGUUCAGUUGAGGAAUCCUCAAACAAUACCCAUUAGGAACAUUUCACAGACUAUCAAAUUAUUUAGAAACAGGUAAGUGUCAUGAUUGGUUAUCAAAGGAGCAUCCCCAAAGGUCUCAGUUGUCCACAGCCAAGGACUUUGUGAACAACUGCAUUAACGAACACUCCAACCGUUUAGGAGCAAUGUUAUACAAUGUACAAUCGCAAGGAAUUUAGGAAGUUCAUCAUCUAGUGUCCAUUUCAUCAAAAUAUUGAGAAUCUGGAGACAUUUCUCCAUUUAACCGCUAAGGCCAAAAACCAACAAUGAAUGCCCAUGGCUCAUGUUCCCUCAGGCGACACUGCAUUAAAAACUUGCAUAAUUGAGUACACGAUAUAACCAUGUGGGCUCAGGAACACUUCAGAUAACUCUCAUUUAACACGGCUUUUCGCUACAUCUACAAAUGCAAGUUCAAAGUUGAAAAGUGUAAGCCAUAUAACAACACCUAGAAGUGCUGCAGGCUUGUCUGAGCCCAAACUCAUCUGAGAUGAUGAAUGUCAUAUUCUUUGGGCCAAAGAGGAAAAGGACCAUCCGGGUUAUCAGCACAACGCUCAAAAGCCAGUAUGUGUGAUGUAGCGGGUCAUUCAGUGUCAAUGGCAUGGGUGACUUGUAUAUCUGUAAAGGCACCAUAAGUCAUAAAAUGUACAUUCAGGUUUUGGAGCAACAUAUGCUGCCAUCCAAGCAACAUCUUUUACAAGGAUUUCGCUAAUUAUUUCAGCUAGACAAUGCCAAACCAAAUUCAGCAUGUUAUAACAGUGUGGGUUUGUGGUAAAAGACUACAAGUACUAGACAGGCCUCCCAGCAGUCCAGGCCUGUCUCCCAUUGAAAAUGCUCAGCUCACUAUUAAGUGUAAAAUACAAAAACAGAGACGCCGGACUGUUGCACAACUGACGUUGUACAUUAGCCAGUAAUGGAAAGGACUGCACCUACGAAGUUUCAACAAUUGAUGCCCUAAGUGAUAUAACAUAGUGGUGAAUAUGCCCCAUUGCAGCUUUUCGGGAAGAUUUACCAUGCAUCAAAUUCAAAAUGAGUGAAUAUUUGAAAAUAAACCAUCAGGCUGAUCAGUUUCAGCAUUACAUGUCUUUGUUGUGUAUUCAGUUUAAUAUUGGUGGAAAAGUUUUCGUAAAUCAUUGUCUCAACUUCAUUGGAGUUUGUAGUUGCUGUCAGACAGGAACUGAAAUAUUUUAUUCUCGGGACAGACUUAGAUUCUAUUUACGCAUUAAUGGACAUCUUUGUGAUAUUAUUCAUAACCCAUCAUGACUAUAUAGUUUUAAUUCACCACACAAAGCCAUAACUGCCACCUCCUGCAAUGAUUGAGUUUUAAAAGAAGUAUGAAUCCAAUUUUAUUAUAUUUCCACAUCUAAAAGUGUGCAAUCAUAGAGUAGUAGCUACUUGAAUCCACUGUUUUAUUAAUGACAUAAACAAAUGACAACUCCGCAAAUGUUUAUGACACCUGUGUAAAAAGGUUCUAGAAAUUGAAAUAGAACUUUUCCCACUUAUUUCUUGGGCCUUAAACUAAAUCUGUUACAACGUAGCAGGUCAACUCAUAACUCCCGUCCUUUAUUCUCCUCCAGAAUUUGUACCUAUAAAUUUUGUUUAACGUCAUUACAAUCUAGCUGUGAUAUCGACGUUGAUGAAUAGUCUAAUUAGAAUCUAUAUUGACACACGUGACUUUUUUUUUUUUAUAUAUAUAUAUAUAUAUAUAUAGUGUAAAGCUCAGAUGUCUCUCCUAUUUGAAAUCAUCUGAGGGCGUAUUCAGGUGGAGAUGAUUAUGCAUGUGUCUGUCUCUCUCUUGAUGGGAUGGACCACUUCCUUCUAUCCAGGUGUAAGCGGUGAAAAUUUAUUAGACAAGCACUGAUUAAUUUCUGUAGCUGAGAAUGUGUAUGUUGGUGUGCGUGUGGAACAUUUAGCACCUUUAUAAUGACUGACAAAUUUAAGAGUGUAAGGCUUUCUUCUGGGUGUUACAAAGUGGCACAGAAUCAACUGUUGGUUACUCAUAUUACAUUAACGUCCCAUUUUCUGGGCAAGCUUUGCUGUUCCGAUAUGAUAGUUUAGCACUGCUUUUACUUGGGUCUUUUAUAUUUUAUUACGCCCUUUAUGUCUUCCUAUGGUAUGGAAAACACAUAUCUAACCCGCAGUGUGCGCUGACUGCAACAUGAUUAGAGAGUAAAGCAAUACACCAUGUUUAGCCGAUUUUGUGUGCUUGCUGAUAAUUAGAUAUUGUCUUCUCAAAAUUGUUUGGCUUUUCUCGGUUGCUGACUUCUUACUUUUUACCACAAACAUAGGCUGCAUUCACUGUUAUUUUAUCUUUUUGAUUAGGAUUUGAUAAGGAUUUUUUUAUUUUAAAUACAUGAUGACAAAUACAUAGGGGGUGUCCUUUAUUCUUACUUAUUCAAUAUGGGACAACAAGGCAUAUGUAUAUGUGUUUGUUUCUGUAUUUAGUGCACUUACUAUACCAUGAAAUAGGCUUGAAAUAGGAGUGUUGUUUGAGCGUUCUAGUGAUCUGGACUGUGUGUGGUGUGAUUUUUGUAACCGGAGAAACAGCAGAAAAUGUCUUCCCUUUGUUGUAUCCUAAAACUGAGGCGAGUUCAAAGAAACGCAGACAAACCGUCUCAGAAUUGUACGCUUUUAUUUGGGCAACAGUGGUUGACUUUGUACGCUACCUACUUUAAAAAUGGCAUUCGCCUAAUUUGCAGGUAUUAUUAUAUUGGAUGAGAGUUUUAAGAGAUGGUGUUGUAGCUCACAAUGGUAAUGUAGUAAAGAUAUCUGAAAUGAAGCUGUGUUGUAUCAAACAGAGGAGCCUGUCUACCUCCUCUGAGUCUCAACUGUUAACAGUUUUGUUCCCAAACAUAUUGUAUGAACUGUUCAUUAGCCCUCAACUAAUAAAGGUUUGUUGAA
Syngnathoides biaculeatus (alligator pipefish) is the source of this 7786-nucleotide messenger RNA. It is a transcript of the gene znf512b, whose product is annotated as zinc finger protein 512B. Bases 1057 to 3543 code for a protein of 828 amino acids. The record is from RefSeq and is a predicted model, not a curated record. Lineage: Eukaryota; Metazoa; Chordata; Actinopteri; Syngnathiformes; Syngnathidae. The transcript is spliced from 18 exons. Gene Ontology annotation, molecular function: zinc ion binding.